AGUUGACACGAUGGUUCAUUUCUUCUAAUGCUGACGGUUACGCUUGUGGGCCUCAAGUACCGAGCACACAGCGUUUUUCUGUUUUAUUGCUUCUAUCACUGUGCCGUGGGCGUUCCGCUCUUCAUCUGGUACCCCAUCCUCUACGGUUUCGUUCUGCCCUUCCGCCCGCCAAGAUCCUCCAGCUGCACAAUCACACUGUGAAGCGUAAAUGAACUGGAGGUGCUGCGGCUCUUUUCGCCGUACUCCUCCACGUCCGCCGCGUGCAUCUACGAGGAGGCGUUUCGCUUCUGCAUCGAGGAGAACCGCUGUUGUGCCACGGGAAUGCCCCUCAGGUGUACGUGGAGUCCGCCGCCUCUACGCUGCUAGAAGCGAUGAAGAGGGUCUUUACAGUCAACCAUGCCGCCAUUAGGAACAGACUGGGCGGUCUCUCUGGCCUUGUUGUCGAAGGAGGCUGCCGCGCUUAUUUUGUACCACAGAGUCCUCUUUCGCCAUGUAGAGGCGGGCAGUGACUACCGCAGCGGUACGAAGCGACCGCACGGAGCAACUCAGGCCCAUCUCGAGGAGGAGACCAGCGUCACCUUUGCCGACGCCAUCGUACUCACCGAUCCGUCACAGAUGGGCAACAAACCGUGGACCAGCCGCAAGACCGCGGCCGCAGCGGCGACGGUCCCGCUUCCACAAGGUGACACACGUGGAAGCAACUCUUCGGUGAGGCGAGCCUCAACCCAGUCAUGUUGGCAAACAGGGGGCGAAAGUAUGUUGUGCCAUUUCGCCUUGGUUCGCUAUGGACUGCGUUGA
Leptomonas pyrrhocoris is the source of this 798-nucleotide messenger RNA. Its product is annotated as ferrochelatase-like protein. The coding region runs from base 397 to 798 and encodes 133 amino acids. The transcript has a single exon. Lineage: Eukaryota; Euglenozoa; Kinetoplastea; Trypanosomatida; Trypanosomatidae. The record is from RefSeq and is a predicted model, not a curated record.